AUGGGAGCCGUUCGAGCAACAUCAGGUAAGUCAAGGACCACAUGGAACAGAAAGACCCCAUCUGACAUUGAACCUUCGGCGGACUUAAGAGCACCUCAAUUCCGCAACAUAGUCCGAGAGUUGCCACAACUAGCCAAAGGCAUCUGGGGCGGCGCAUUCAAACGAGACAUGGAUGACAAAACAACUUCGAGCGGCCUGCACUCUUCCACCUCCUUCGAUGACUCCUACGCAACAACUACACAAUCACCAAUUCAGCCAUUGACUACCUCCCCAACAUAUAAUUCGAAAUCCCCUCAGCCAUUUCUCCCAAGCAUCAAUCGAAUCGUCAACAUGGAGAAUAAGGGACCUUUCGACGCAAGAACCACCAUGCUCUCGCCACCCGAGCAAACACUACAAGAGAGUUUCUCUUCGUCGUCCUCAGGACCAUCAAUGGACAUCAACAUGAAGACAGUCAACUCCGACCAAACAGGCAGAGGUGUCGCUCCCCUCUCGCCACCCAUCUCUCCAGAAUCGAAGUUGGUUAAUCCCGAAGAUUCACCUCCCAGAGUCGUUCGAGACAUGAUCCUCUUCCCACAACCAGACAACAGCCCUACUCAACCUCCUCUCUUCGUUGAUCACGAACGCUCUCGCAUGGUGAACGAAUAUGUCCAGGCUAGGGAACCAAGCGUCUUCAGAGAGGUCUCACCACCUCGCCACGAUGAAUAUGAGUUGAUCUUGGAGUUCAAGUCACAGGUUGCACAAGCAUACAAUGCCAAUCGAAAGCAGUGGGCUCAACGGGAGAUCGCCCAAUUGAGAGAGGAUAACAUGCUGAAGCUGGGAGGUAGACGAUAUACUACAAUUGCACCUGCGCAUGCCGGCGGUGUACGACAAGUCAGACCAAACAUCAAGCCCGUCAAGUCAGGAAACAGCGUCAGAGUGACGAAGCCUCAACGACCACCAAAGGUGCCCCAAGGAUAUCGUGGCUCGACACCUGACACGGCAAAGAGAGUUGCUCGAGAAGACAAGGAUUUCAGUGCUCUGCCCGACUACUGCCCACCUCUCUCCACUCUUCCUAGCAAAGCCAAUUCUCUCAAGGUCGAUUGGAAAGGUGCUCCCAUUGACCUCAGAUCCGAUCCUCAUGCCCACCUUCUCCACCCAGACGAGGUUCACCUUGCUGCCAACCUCCGUCUCGACUGUGCCACGUAUUUGACCUCGAAGCGCCGAAUCUUCAUCAAGAGAAUUGAGGCUUUCAAGAUCAAGAAGGAGUUCAGAAAGACCGACGCCCAGCAGGCAUGCAAGAUUGACGUCAACAAGGCUAGCAAACUUUGGUCUGCUUUCGACAAAGUCGGUUGGCUCGACAAGAAGUACAUCGCCCAGUAUGUCUGA
Molecule: messenger RNA, 1365 nt
Organism: Cadophora gregata
Lineage: Eukaryota; Fungi; Ascomycota; Leotiomycetes; Helotiales; Ploettnerulaceae
Exons: 2
Coding region: 1-1365 (454 amino acids)
Biological process (GO): chromatin remodeling; regulation of transcription by RNA polymerase II
Cellular component (GO): SAGA-type complex; nucleus
Molecular function (GO): protein binding; chromatin binding; transcription coactivator activity
Source: RefSeq, a predicted model, not a curated record